Messenger RNA from Fusarium poae, 2073 nucleotides. RefSeq lists its product as uncharacterized. The transcript is spliced from 3 exons. The coding region runs from base 1 to 2073 and encodes 690 amino acids. Lineage: Eukaryota; Fungi; Ascomycota; Sordariomycetes; Hypocreales; Nectriaceae. The record is from RefSeq and is a predicted model, not a curated record.
AUGAACCGCGCCUCAUCAUCACCAGAUUAUCCAACCCAGCGAUCGUUACACGCAGCGCAGCGCAUUCAUCAAGCAUGUGGCAUGUGGCCAACUGAGUUCUGCAAAGGUUUUGUACCUGAGACUUGGGGUGUUCGACUUAUCGAGAGCCUUUCUACGUUGGUGUCUCUGGUAGUGGCUGCUGAGAACGUGGAGCUCGACCAGGUGCGCCAUAGAUUGAAGGUUUUCGCCACUAGCCAUCCGCGCUCAGAUCGCCCGCGACUUCGUGAGCUAGAUAUAGCAAAGGUGCGAAAGUGGCUACGUGGGAUGGGUAUUGAUACUAAACAAACAAGGCGAUGGAAUGGACGUGCGGAUGAUGAGGAUCGGACUGCGGAGAGUGACAGAACCAAGGCAAACUCUGAACCGGUUGAUGAGAUUAUCGCUCUAGGUUCUCGAGAAGAUCUCAGCAAAUACCGAGACAAAAAUGAAGAAGAGACUGGAGAAGAUCCCGUCUUGACUGUCGAAGACGAAGAGAGCGCCCCUCAUAAACGAAAUCUUUGGUCGCGAAGCAGAGACAUCGGUGAUAUUCAGGAUGAUGAGCCUAUGGAAGACACCAUGGCGGCCAAUCCUAGGCCUGGGCCCGCUAUAACCAAUGGGCAAUCCAGGGGCAGUCCUGUCGCCUCCAGCUCCAGCUCCAACGCAGCCGAGUCAAGCGCUUGCCCUCGGCGCGGCUUUCAACCACCAUCUCACUUGGUUCAUGAUACCCCCCAGAGCUCUAUUCGCUGCCCAGAGGGACCAGAUGAACAAGCUUCGGCGUCUUCUGCCGCUACAACUCCACGGGCUUUUCAAAGCUCGACGCAGCCAUGCGAACCACCAAGCUCCCAAACGACGGCGCCUCUCACCUCUGCUUCUCAGAACACCCAGGGUGCUCAACGAUCUGGUGUGCAACCGCUCAAGCAAACAGCGUCGUCUGUUCUGGGCAAUCCUCAGACUCCCGUGUCUUUUCCUGCAACAACUCCACAGGGCACUACGCGCCCUCCGCAACAACCAGGCAGCCAGGGAUCAGCAACCGCGGCUCAGAACUCUCCAGCCAUCAAUGUCCACAGCGAGUUCUCAAAGCUCCUCGACUCCUCGCGCACAAGCAAGCUCGCAGCCAGCACUGUCUUGUUGUACCGGCACUACUUCUCAGGCCUCCCAGAGCUCUCAGCAGCAACGGAAUCACCGACCAUCGGCGCCUACCAAUACGAUUCCUCAAGCAUCUCUAUACUCCCACCUAGGAGGCAGUCAACCAUCGACACCUCGGCCCAUCGCCCCUGCUGGGGCGCUAACAAGCGCCCUGCUCCGUCAUCGCCAGUAAACACAUUUACAUUCACCAACAACUUCAUCAACCGGACAGCGGCGAGCAGUUCAGAAUCACACACAGCCCCUUCAACCAAAAGACAAAAGACUGCUGGCAUUCAACGUCCAAGUUCACAGGUGACUGGGUCAUUGGAUUGGAACGCUCUUCUUCCCACCGGAGACGGAUUCAGAGCAAGCUUGAAGGCCGCUUCGGCUGCCUUAUUUCCUCAUAUCAAGAGCUUCGAAGAACUUUUAACAUCCAUCAAUGACGAACACUGCCGACUCAUCGCAGUUGAGCGCAGCCUCAGACUUACAAAGGACGAGCAAGCAAAGGAGCAGGAAAAAGCCCAAGACGCGCUCAAGGAUGUAGAGAAAUCAAUGACCACCGAGAACAAGUUGCUCAGGGACCUGGAAGAUCUCUACAACAAAUAUGCUGGGGAUAACGAACUUUGCACGUUCCUGGAUAAACGAAGACGAACGGUUCUCGAACAUGAAGAGGUAUAUACAGUAGUCAAAAGCCAACUUGACAAGAGUACUUCUGGGCUUUUCAAAACCGAUAGCAAGAUUGCGUUGGCUACCAAGAGGAUUGGGCAGCUUGAAGCCGAGAAGGCCGAGGUCAUGAAAGAGAAGAUGGGGAUUGAUACGGCGGCGAAACGAUUGAUGAUUAUGUCUCGUUUUAUGGAACCCGGCUGGCAAGCUAGACUGGCGAUGGUUGAGGAGGCUUUGGGAGAAGAAGUUAUGCAGUUUGCAUUUUCAUAG